This is a messenger RNA of Delphinapterus leucas (beluga whale), 2489 nucleotides long. RefSeq names its product V-set and transmembrane domain containing 1 (gene VSTM1). The record is from RefSeq and is a predicted model, not a curated record. NCBI's taxonomy places the organism in Eukaryota, Metazoa, Chordata, Mammalia, Artiodactyla, Monodontidae.
CGAGAUAGCAGGAGGGAGUUGCAAUUGCUCAGUGCAGUUUCUUCCUUUGAACUGUAAGACUGAACACGGCAUCUUGGUCCGGGCAGAAGGGACGCUAUGAUCACAGAAUUCCUGUCCCUGCUUCACCUUGGGCUUUGUCUGGGCAAUGAAGACGAGAAAGAUUAUGAUGAAGAUGAAGAAAGUGGACCUGACCCUGCAAAAACAGACACCAAAGUCAUCUUUGUCGCCACCUUCUGCUGCCUCUCUCUCUUUCUCCUCUUCAUCGCCGUCUUCCUCAUCUACAGAUGCACUCGGCACGAUUCAUCACAUGAAGAAUCCGCCAAGAGAACCAGCCAUUCCAAAUUUCCCAAGCAGGGAGCUGCAGGUGUAUCCAAACUGGAAAGACUAUCUGAAUCGCCUGAAGAAUCCCAGGGAGUGACCUAUGUAAAGCUAAACACCAACGCACUGUCUGAGGCAGCUUCUGUCCCCACCAAGGAGCCCGCAGGGUCGUGUGACUAUGCAACACUGAAGGUAUAGAACUGAAGGAAGAGCUUCUUCCCUGGGAAGGAGAGUAUGGAUUAAGACGACGGAACUUAUGAAAGCCCAGGUGGCUCUGUGUCUUUGGUUCAUUAUCCAUAAUAAUAAAAUAUUUUCCCUUCUCACUUCCCCUCCUCUCAACAAUUACUGGGUGGGUUUUCACAAAACUGGAGCGUAACCUUUGUAUGGUUCGACUUAAAACAUGGGCUAAGAAUACGUAUUGUAUCUAUGGGCUGGUGGUACUCAUAAUACUCACUUAGGGAGUUCAGGACGGUACCAUGUAAAGAGAAAAUGGUUCCUCAGAGAAGACUACGUGAUUGCUCUCUGGUGAGUCAUCCCACAGACACAGAGAUUUCAAAAAGGAGCACAAAACUACAAGCCAUGAAGGGAGACACUCAGGUGUGAAUUAACAAAUUCCUAAGUAGCAUGCACCAAGGUAAGCAGCUAAAAGGCUAAAAGUAUUUGGGACAUGAUUCUUUCAGGCCGUGCUGGGCAGCCCUCAAGUCAAGACCAGUUUCCUCUUUGACAUGAAUGAAAGGGUUUUCUUACUGCCAUCGUAUUCCUGCUUAUAUUCUUUCUUUCUUAUUAUUAAAAUCAAAGGCUAAAAUAAAGUUAGGCUUACAGAAUCUAUGUGGAUUUUGUCACUUGGUGCCCAUAACUUAACUCACGUUAAUACAGCAUUGUAAGGAUUUUUCUGAGUGUGGACUUUUGUGUAUGUGACAGUGGUACUGACCACUUAUAUAUGGAUACAAGUACAAAUAUAUGAGCUUUGCUUCCAAAGUUAUGUCACUCAAUCAGGUUUCAAAGCCAUUUUAAAAUAUAUGAAUAAAGUGUAAAUAUUUGGAACGUACACAUAAAUAUUCUUAACUCAGUAGCGUAUGCUGGAUAACUUUUUUUUUUUUUUUUUUGGCCGUGCCGUGCAGCUUGUAGGAUCUCAGUUCCCCGACCUGGGAUUGAACCCAGACCCUCGGCAGUGAGAGCAGGGAGUCCUAAUCACUGGACCACCAGGGAAUUCCCUGGAUAACCUUAUUAAAGUUUUUAAUUAUGAAACAAUUCUAUCAUAAAGAAAAACACCCAAUAAUAUAAGUGGAAAUAUGCACACUGACCUUAUUUUCAAAACAUUAACACUUUGCUGUGUUUUCAUUCUAGCACUCCCAAUCCAUUUUCCUUCCUCUCUUCCUAAGAGGUCGACAUUACCCAAAGGAGUAUAUAUUAUACCGAUGCAUUUUUUUCAUACUUUUACUCCUCAAGCAUCUAUCAAUAGUCAAUAUAUGGUAAUAUUUUGUGUGUUAUUACAACAUUAUACAUAUAUAUGGAAUCAUUAUUACAGUUCUGUCACCUUUUUUAUUGCCUUCGACAUUACGCUUUUGAAAUUCAUCUAGGUGACUUUUGUGUCUCUAUCUUAUUGCCUGCCAUACAGAAUUCAGUUGUUAACCAUACCAUGGAAUAUUAUUCAGGCACAAAAAAGAAUGAAGCACUUUUACAUGCCACAACCUGGAUGAACCCUGGGAACAUUAUGCUAAGUGAAAGGAGCCUGGCACAAAAAGCUUCACAUUGUAGGAUUCCAUGUAUAUGAAAUAUCCAGAAAGGACAAAUCCUUAGCAAUGGAAAGCAGAUUACUGGUUGCCAGGGGCUAGGGGAGGGGAGGAAUUUGGAGUGAGUGCAAACAGGCAUGGGGUAUCUUUUUGGGGUGAUGACAAUGAUGUAGAAUUAGACAGUGGUGAUGGUCGCACAACCUUGUGAAUAAACUAAAGACCAUUGAAAAUAAACUAAAGACCAUUGCAUUGUACGCCUCAGAAGCAUAGAUUCUAUGGUAUGUGAAUUAUAUCUCAAUAAAAGAAAAUUUUUAAAAGGACUUGGCUGUAUGCACAAACCAUGGUUUCUCUUUGUUCUUUCCCGGACUGCUAGAUGUUUGGGUUGUUUCCAAUGCUAUGCUGUCAGCAAAAUGCUGCAAUAAACAUCCUUGGAGCUAC